This is a messenger RNA of Apiotrichum porosum, 600 nucleotides long. RefSeq lists its product as uncharacterized. The record is from RefSeq and is a predicted model, not a curated record. Bases 1 to 600 code for a protein of 199 amino acids. Lineage: Eukaryota; Fungi; Basidiomycota; Tremellomycetes; Trichosporonales; Trichosporonaceae. The transcript has 4 exons.
AUGGACGACCCAGAUCCAGCAGAUCCAGGAGGCUGUAUGGAAGACCUUCUCUCCGCCUCUCCUGCUCCUAUCCUCAACUGGAUCUCCCCUGCCUACGCCGCCACAGGCGGUAUCCCAAGUUCAGCCGAGUUGGAUCCUGGCAUCCGUCUCCUCGCAAGGAGCGUUGCUGUCCUGAGCAUGUGUUUUGGUCAUUGGGAUCUGGACUGGACAUUAUGCGAAUCGUACCUCGCCAUUCCAGGUCUCCGCAAGGACAUGCUCUAUGACGUGUACGCGCGCACCCUGGGCGCGUUGCAUACCCGCAUCGGCGCGCUCAAGAAGCUCGAGGCCGGCGGCCAAGAUACGACCUCCCUCGGUCUGCUGUUCAAAGAACGGCCCGUUCUCAAGUCCCACCUCGUUGCCGGCCUGGACCUUCCCGACAUCCACCUCAUGGAGUUUACAAUAGCCGCUGCACACGAUAUAUGGCAGCAAAAGCGCUCCACGACGCCGUCGGCUGCCGUCCUGGGCGACAUACAGCCGUGGAUCACCGACGUGCCGUGCUGGGUCAAAGUGAAGAUUGAAGCAGAGGCGGCGAGAAGUGGGCCUGACGACUACGGCCCAUAA